Aethina tumida (small hive beetle) is the source of this 6704-nucleotide messenger RNA. RefSeq names its product C3 and PZP-like alpha-2-macroglobulin domain-containing protein 8. Gene Ontology annotation, molecular function: endopeptidase inhibitor activity. Gene Ontology annotation, cellular component: extracellular region. The record is from RefSeq and is a predicted model, not a curated record. Lineage: Eukaryota; Metazoa; Arthropoda; Insecta; Coleoptera; Nitidulidae. The coding region runs from base 147 to 5351 and encodes 1734 amino acids. The transcript is spliced from 23 exons.
UCCACGUUACCACCCCCACAAACGCGGGUUUAUCGACGAACCACUCUUUACGUCCGACGCUCUCUGUGUGCGACUGGAUCGACGGCGGUUGCGGUUUUCCAUAUCGGUCCGAUUCUGUGCGAUGCUGUGACUUGGAACGGAACAUAAUGGAGCUGCCCGCUUUUCUGCUGACUCUCCUGCUCGGCCAGGUCCCGUUCCUGUUCGCCGAGGAUUGCACCACGGGUUUCUCCGUGGUAGCACCGGAACUGGCCGUACCCGGGAAGACGACUGCGGUGCUUGUCACGUUGCACGGCCCCGAAGAGCCGCUCAACGUCACCCUGCAGCUACUGCCGGACACGAACCCGCGCGACGCUCCGGCCCAACCCCUCGCGCAAAUCACCCAAGAAAUUAAAGGUCACGGCAUCCUGACGCUGGACGUGCCGUCGGACACAAGCGGGGGCUGCGUGCUCCAGACGUUGAUAAACUGCACCGGCACCGACACGGCGACUUGCAACCUCGGGACCGCGUCCCAGAUGCGGCUCGUCGGACCAGUCCGGGACGUCAUCAUACGGCCGGCCAAGCACGCCUACCGUCCCGGAGAGACCGUCUCGUUUUGGGUGUUGGCGCUGGACCAUGAUCUGCAGAUAGCCGAGAAUUCAAUAGGAAGUAUCAGCAUCAAGGAUCCCGCAGGGACGAAAGUUGCGAUUUGGGAUCAAGUUCCUCUCGAUGAAGGCGUGAAAGCUUUCACGCUCGCAUUGUCUGAGAACGUUCGAUCGGGCCGUUGGCUCGUACACGUCGAGGUGGAAUCGGCCGAGUUCUCUACGCCGAUUGAGAUCGCGCCCGGCGUCGGAAACGGACUUCCGGACGUUGCCGUCGCCGAGGAGCACUACGUGGAGCUGCGCUUCGGCAGGGAGAUGCGAAGGCGGUACAAGCCCGGCCUGCCCUUCACCGGCAAGGUGGAGGCGAUGAGCACCGAGAAAUCGGUGAGGGUCCGCGUCAAAGUUUACGACAACACCACUUCAAUCUACAGCCAGGAUAUUGAAAUUUCAAAUGGAGAAGGCACUUUUGUCGUUCCCGCCAUUCUAGCCGACAGCGAUAUUAUUGCACUCCAGGCCGAACUGGUGUCCGUCGAGAGCAAAGAAAUCGAAAGUCAUUACGUGCUGGCCAGGGAGCCGAUCCACAAAUGGAACUCAUCGUCCGAUUGCUAUUUGCUAAUUGAGGGCGUCGAACACACAUUGCAGCCCGAGGAGGAGGCCCACGUGACAAUACUGUCUACGUGUCCGUGCGAACGUGACCUGCACUACGUUAUAACAACGGACGGCCGCGUCACCGAUUGGGCGCAGCGACGCUACGAAGACGUUAUGCCCCCGAUCACGGCCAGCUCCAGCGGUGCGGUCUGCAAACUCAACUUUAGUUUCAACGUGCAAUCCGUAAUGGCUCCAGUCAGUCAGCUUCUCGUUUACUACGUGACGCCGCAAGGGGAGCCCGUUAGCGACGUCAUAAGUUUCGACGUCAAACUGCUCCACAGGCAGGUGUACGUGAACGUGGAGGAGAGAGAGUGGUGGCUUCCGGGACAAUCCCUGGAUUUGGAAGUUGUUGCCGAACAGUCGUCCCUAGUGUGCCUGCUGGGGGGCCGAUCCGGCGGCGGCGGUGACAUCAAGUUUGAUCCACGUAUUAGCGAGGAACGGGAACCGGCCAACGUCGCCGGCGAGAUCGACUUCCUGGAGGCCGGCGUCUCCUUCUUUCAGCGUCAGUGCGUGCGUCGUGGCGACAGCGGUGCCUCCGCCGUCUCCUACCGCCAGCGGGGCAGCGGUGCCGGACCGUCGAACAGGCGGCGGCCGCCCGAAAGCCUCGUCGGCGGCACACCCUUCGACCAGCUCUGGUUAUGGAAGUGCUUUAAUUACUCUUCGGAAAUAGCGUCGACGGGCCUGACGAUUUCGGCGCCCCAGGAGGCCGGCAAAUGGUCCCUGUGGGCGCUGACGGUGUCCGGCCGCGGCGGGCUGCGUUUCUCCGCACCGGUCGCCGUCCAAGUGUUCCGUCCGCUCCAGGCCGAGUUCCAUCUGCCGCCCAGCCUGCGCGUCCGCGAAACACUGGAGGUCGACAUCAAGAUCGGCAACAACAUCAACUCCUGCAUGGACGUGACCGCGUUACUGGCGCUGAGCGAGGGGGCGCAGUUCCUGAGCAACGGACUACUGUACGUAACGGAACGUCUUAGGUUGGGACCGCACGGAGCAACGUCGUUGGUUGUUCGACUUCUGGUGACGUCGCCCGGAAUGAAGAACAUGACAGUGGAGGUGAACGGCUACACGACGUCGAGCUGCGAGGGUGCGAACGUCGGCGGCAACGCGUCCCUGGCCGGGGCGGUGGUGCGCUCCGCCACCGUGCACGUCCAUCCCGAGGGAAUCGUGCGGACCGACACCGAGAGCGCAUACUUCUGUGCGAACGAAAAUUUGGUAGUCUCGACCAUCGACAAUUACAAGCAUGAGUGGAUCAGCGCACCGCACAAUCAUCAUGGUCUGAUUGUUGAAAUGAAGGCUGGCGCCUCGAAACGACUGGGUCCUUUGCACGUCGCUCUAGCUGAAUCCAGAUCUUUGUCCGACAAGAUGUACCACAUCACCGUUGGAGAUGCUGACAACACCGUUACCUACAUCGGACGUGGAAAACACGGUUAUGGCAUUCAGUUGACAUCAAUCGAAACACCUGGAAUUCUGUCGAAGGACGAAUGGAGGACCUUUUGGGUGACGUGGGAAAAAAACACCAUCGCUUUUGGUAACGGGUCCGUACCCCACAACAACACCCUUCUGAAAUGGCGGAUGGACAAAAAAAUUAAAAUCCAGAACAUCGGUUUCUCGUCGUCCUGGGGCAGCCUUGCAGAAUUCAGAAUUUGGAAUUUCAACGAGGAAUCUGGCUUCUCUCAAGUCCUCCACUUGGACACCCCCAAAUCCAUGGUUCCCGGCUCCGAAUGGGGAGAUCUGUCAAUCACCGGAGGACUGGCCUUGCCGACAUUGAACAAAAAAAUCGAAGGCACCGGUCUCACCGCAGCGCUAGCUUCUCUAACUUCGUUGCUCACCAUCCAGCAUUUGGGAGGCAAAGUGAACGAAACCGAACGGAUCGAAGCCCUCGAAAAACUACCCGGCCACGUCCAGACGAUAUUGUCGUUCCGUAAAGUGGACAAUUCGUUCAGCGAACACCAGAUGUUGGGCAGUCACAGGGCGACGGUCUACACGCUCGAAGCUCUCACAAAAGUCCAGACAUAUUUCGCCGUCGACCCCGACCUGAUCCAGGCCAUCAAGCGCUGGGUCCAGCUUAGGCAGGAGGACGACGGUCGUUUUACCCCACUGCCCGCCGACGUUAAGCUGCCCCCGUCCAAACUCACCAACCCCGUCACUCAGAAAAACUUAACGGAAGAGACCGUCAUGCUGGAACACGUCACCGAAAUCACGGCCGAAACGUUGAUAACACUGUACGAAAUCGGCAUCGAGACGGACAGCGACGCAGACACGCUGCAAAAGGCGAAAAUAUUCUUGGAAAACAGUUUGCCAAAAGUCGAAUCACCGGACACCAUUGCGGCUGUUACUUUAGCUCUGGUGUUGGUCAGGAGUGCCACGGCAGCCUGGGCCAUCGAAAAGUUGAGGAACGCUUCGACAACCGAAGACGGGGAAUUCGGAUGGCCGCAUUUCAUGCCCAGGAGGGACGCUGCAGAUUGGCUAUACGAAACGGAGUCUGGAAAAACUUUAAAGGAACCACUAGUCGCCACCGCCGAAGAGUACAAAGCGUCGCUCUACGCUCUUUCGACCUUCUGUCUCAUUGGCGAUCUGAAGGCAGCGGAAAGUGUGUCCCGUUAUCUCUUCUACCGCUCCCAUAUGCUCGACAAACACCACGAGCUGCUUUUCACCGCCGUUCGUGUUUUCUCCCAAUACGACUCGCUAACUAGGGACCGCCAUCGAUCCCUGACAGUUUCACUGGCCACCUCCGGCAUGGAGCUGACUGACACAAUCGAACUAAGAACCGACAAGAGAGAGCAAGUUCUUCAUUUGCCCAGUUUACCUACGAAAGUUUUUGUUUAUGCCACCGGAGCUGGAUGCGCCACCGUCCAAGGAAAAAUUUCUUAUUCAACCUACAGUACGAAAAGAAAAACAUCCCUGCUGGAACUGUGGUCAGGAGUAACACAGGAAAUCCUGCCCGAUAGGAGCUCAGUCGAAGAAAUCGAAGGCAAACUUCCGGCACUCAAAAUCAAAACAUGUUUCAAAUGGAAGGGAUCUCUUCCUUCGGGAGUCCUCCGAAUGGAAGUCAGCUUAUUCUCGGGGUACGAAUUGGCAAUUGCGCCGCCGCAACUCUUAACACCACCUGAAAAUAUGGCAGAAAUGCAACACAGCUUCAACGCGAACAGAUUGUGGUUCAUUUUUGCCAACGUGUCCACAACUUGUCCCGUUUGCAUCCAAUACACAGCGAGGAGUGCUUACGUCAUCUCGUCGCUCCGACCUGCUUAUGCAAAAAUAUAUCCUGCCACCCGAGAAGAUUUGGCUGCAGAGACCUUCUUCCACGCCAAAUUCAAUAGUAACCUAUUGAAGUCGAUUACGGAGGAUGAUAUGAUUACUUGGUUUGGCAGCAAUUCGACAGAUGAGAAGGACAGAAUGUUCGAUGACACUGGUGAAUGUCAGGUAACGCAGACGCCAACAACAGUGAGUCCAAGUACAACAUCAAGCACCACAACUAGUCCAAGCACAAGCGCCACCACUACUCCGGAAGUUGUGAACACAACGCCAGAAACGACUGUGAAAAGUACCACGGAAGAAACUACGACUCAUACGCAACUAUUAAAUAUUUUAAGCGUCGCCACGUACACAAUCAACGUGGAUAACGAGUCGAUUUCUAAUUUAACUGAAACUGAUAGCGCCAUAACAGAUUCCUUUUUCGCUGCAACUUCCUCAACUGACCCUCCUGCAAUCACCACAACCGAUAACUCACAGGAAAACAUGAUCCACGACAAUUUUAUUUUGGACGACGACGAAGUAACAAGGGAUAAGUUCGACAAUCUGAAACUGAAAACGACGGAAAAACCUUUCACCAAAUCGGUUGCACCAACUGUAAAAAUGCCAAAAAAAGAAUUGAUAGCGGAAACAAUCUUGGCAGCUCCUAAGCACAUCAACGUUGAGGUUCAGGAGGUGCCGUCGCAGUUGGAACGUCACGCCGUUACUAGUGAAGAGCCUCCGGCCACUUUUGCUCCUGAAAUUAAAAACGAUCAGUAUAUUCUGUUGGACAAGGAAGCUCUGUGGGGCAUGUUGAAGGAAGUAGUGAACGACGAGAUGAAGAAGCAGACGACGUCGAAGAUCUACGACGGGGAGAAGCUGCGGAGACAGGGCUUCACGUAAUCUAGUCAAGCUCUAAAACAUUUUCAGCGUUGUGAGUAAUAUAAGAAUGAUCUCCUUUUAGUUUAGGUAUGUUCGUUUGUGACAAAUAUAUUGUAAAUAAUUUUAAAAGGUUGAUCAAUUAUUGACAAAACUGAUUUGUUGAUAAUGUUUAGAUAAACCUACUGUUAGCAAUACAAUGUGAGUGUCUUUGACAUGAAAAAAAAUCAAUUACAAUCAAUAGAAAAAAAUUAGAAGCUUUAUAAGUGGGUAAAUGUUAUUUUAUGUUUCUGACCUUUAAUGUGCCAAAAUCGACUAACAAGUUUGUAAAGGCAAAAAUCAAUCUGAAUCUAAUACUGCUUAAAACUGAUCAUGAUUAACAUGGACCAAUGUUGAGUUAAAAAAUAAAUAACUGCCUGAUAAUUUUUCCUACACCUUCAAUUACAAAAUUACUAGGAAAGAUUGAGAUUUGUCUGUUGCACAGUUUUUCCUAAAUACUGCCACGAUACAGGGUUUCUGGCGUUAUGAACCUAAAAAUUCUUCUUUCCUGUCAAGCAUUACCCACGUGUUUCCAUUAAAGUGCGAAAAAUAAAACUAGAUAAGUUAAAUUAACGUUUGUAAAUAGAAAGAUGAUGUAAAUUAUCCGCCCAUUAAGUGUAAUUCUUAAAAUUAUAGUUAAUUAAUGAAUGUCAUAAAUAAAAAGGCAGCUUUUUUUCUUGUAAAUAUGCAUUAGUCACUGUACCUCAAGAAUAUAUAUGUAGAAAGCCAAAAUAAUUAUAACUCUAGAUCUAUUUCACAUUUUUUGCAUAACUUUUUACAUUAUUGUGUCCGACUGGUUUUAGUAAAUUCGUAUUUUUACAAGUUACAAAAUAAAUAUAGCAAGGUGCCAAAACUAAAAAUCCGACCUUCCCAUUUUGUGCCAACAGAAACAUCGAAAAAUUUUACAUUUUGGCUUUUUGCACAUUUACUCCAACAAAGAGCACCGAAAUUUUAACUUAUAAUUCCAGAUUUUUCAGUACAUGUUCAAAUUAAUCUUAAAUCAUUCCGAUCGACUCCCCACGACGGACAUUCCUUAAAUAUGUACCUACGUGUAAAAUAUGUUGAACUAUUAUAUAAUCACUGCUCACACAAACUAGUCAUAAGAGAAGCAAUAUUUUAUUUAAAUUAUAUCGCUUAAGCCGAAAUUAUAUUAGCAUGUUAGCUCUAUUUUAAAUACAAGAUUGUAUUCAUGUCAUAUCAGUGUUGUAUACUUUGUUUGUCAUGAUCCUAUUGAGUAUGAUUUUUUACAUGUAACCGAGUUUUAUUUCAGUCACUUCCCGAAUUCCCUUACAAUGUGCAAUCUUUAUGUAAACACAUAAAAAUAAAAAGACUUUAUUG